This is a messenger RNA of Hyphopichia burtonii NRRL Y-1933, 1490 nucleotides long. It is a transcript of the gene MIG1, whose product is annotated as transcription factor. NCBI's taxonomy places the organism in Eukaryota, Fungi, Ascomycota, Pichiomycetes, Serinales, Debaryomycetaceae. The record is from RefSeq and is a predicted model, not a curated record. The transcript has a single exon. Gene Ontology annotation, cellular component: nucleus; cytoplasm. Gene Ontology annotation, molecular function: RNA polymerase II cis-regulatory region sequence-specific DNA binding. Bases 25 to 1485 code for a protein of 486 amino acids.
AACAUUAAUAGAAUAUACUUCAAGAUGCCUCCUAGAGAAAGAAAGAAUAAGGAAGACCGUCCUUAUAAAUGUACCAUGUGUGAUAAAGCAUUUCAUCGUUUGGAACAUCAAACAAGACAUAUAAGAACCCAUACUGGGGAAAAGCCCCAUCCAUGUACAUUUCCAGGAUGUAGUAAAAGAUUUAGUAGAAGUGAUGAAUUGACGAGACAUUUAAGAAUACAUAAUAAUCCAACUUCAAGAAAGAGAAAGAAUAAAAAUAUAAAUCAAUUUGAAGAAAGUAAUAAUCAACAACCACAUCCUCAAGCUAAUCAAAUUUAUACUUCAUUACCAGCUGCCACCACCGCUAUACCAGUUACCAUUGAUAGUAAUGGUAAUCAUAUAUACCAUCAAGCAUAUCCAGUUUAUUUUAUUCAACAAUCAGAUAAUUCGAAUCAACCCAGUCAAACAAUAGCAGCACCAACACCAACCCCGGUACAAUCAUCAACCUCAGCACCGGUACCAAUGCAAGCCACGGUGGGACCACAAGCAAUUCCACAACCAAUCCCCCAACAAGCUGGCCAUGCAAUAUUCUCAAUGCCAUCAUCCCCAACCAAUUAUAGUAGCUAUCAAUUUAAUAAACCUAAUCCACCAACCAGAACCGUUUCAAGUGAAGACAAUAUUAAAUUACCAAGUAUAAUGAAGAGUGAAAGUAAUUCAUCAAUAGCUACAUCCAAUCAUCUUUUCAGUCAUAAUGGAACCAUCUCAACUGCCAAUCUGGCCAGUGGUUCCUUAAGCACUAGUCCAGAAAACCAUCAUGAUAUUAACUCCAUGAAUAGUUUUAAUAAUUUAAAUGAGUAUUUCCAUCAUCAUCAACAACAAAAUUAUAAUAAAAAUAAGAUGUUUAAUGCAAAUCUGUCACUGUCAUUGGUUUCAUUGAAAAAUCUGACUAGUUCAAAUAAUUUAACUAGUUUAAAUAGUUUUUCAUCAUUACACAGAAUGACUCCAAUCAAACCCACCAAUCAAAGACCAAACGUGCAAUCUUAUCCAAACACUCCAGGAAAUACUACUUCAUCAAAUGGAUACUUUAGUAUACCAAAACAAAAAUCAUCAACCUCGCUUAACUUGGAAUUUUACCAACCACAACAGAAAAAAUCAAGACCAAAUAGUCCUCUGCAAAUUUAUACCAUCAUGAAUAAUAAUUCUAAUUCAAACAAUUCAAUUAUUAAUAAUGUGAAUACCAAUAAAAAGCCAGGUUUUAUAAUAUCGCCAAAUGAAACCCCAUUACAAACCCCAAGUCAAUCUCCUCAUUUACAGCCUUCUAAUGGAUCAAAUAUUCAACCAAUCACUUUAAUUCCGGAAAAAUCAAUUGAUAAAAAUGUCGAUCAUGAAAAUAUUGUUAUUGAUGAUAAAAGAGAUGAAUCAAGUAUUGCUUUUAGUGGGACUCAAUUACCUCCGAUUAGAAGUGUUUUCAGUUUUAAUUCUUUAAGAAAUAUAACUACCGAGUAAUCUAG